UCAGUAUUAGUUCCGGGUCCUGGAGGCACCGAGGAACCGCGGGAGCCUCUGGCCUUUCCCUUAGUUAAUAUGGCUGCGACUAGUUUCUCACUGGGACAACCGUGAGCAAAGGAAGGCAGGGCACUGCGGGGCUUUGCCUACGUCCCAUCAGCGAUGGCGCUUCAGCCACGGGUCUGGAAAUGUCUGUCUGUUUUCAGGAACCUGGAGUGUGGGUUCGCAGCCCUCUCAACCAGGUCCACGCCGGCGGUGCAGCCUGACGUGGAGACUAAGGAGAACGAAGCGGUGGCCCCAGAGUUCACCAACCGCAACCCUCGGAAUCUGGAGCUCUUAGGUGUAGCCAGGAAAGAACGGGGCUGGGCGACGGUAUGGCCCAACCGUGAGUUCUGGCACAGGUUGCGUGUUAUAAAGACUCAGCAUCACGUGGAAGCGCUGGUGGAGCACCUUGGCGGCCAGGUUGUGGUUUCGGCAUCCACUCGCGAAUGGGCUAUUAAGAAGCACCUUUAUAAUACCAGAAAUGUGGUGGCUUGUGAGACUAUAGGACGAGUGCUGGCACAGAGAUGCUUAGAAGCCGGAAUCAAUUUCAUGGUCUACCAACCAACCCCGUGGGAGGCAUCCUCUGACUCGAUGAAACAUCUACAAAAGGCCAUGACAGAAAGUGGCGUGAUGCUUCGGGAGCCCCGGAGAAUCUAUGAAUGAAAUAGAAGCAUUAACUGCGCCGAAAGUGGAAAUAUAAAAGUGUCAGCUGCUACAGCCAUCAAAAGAAAUCAUCUGCAUUAAAAGAAAGAAAAACGUUUGGAGG
This is a messenger RNA of Acomys russatus (golden spiny mouse), 799 nucleotides long. RefSeq names its product mitochondrial ribosomal protein L18 (gene Mrpl18). NCBI's taxonomy places the organism in Eukaryota, Metazoa, Chordata, Mammalia, Rodentia, Muridae. The transcript is spliced from 4 exons. Bases 154 to 696 code for a protein of 180 amino acids. Gene Ontology annotation, biological process: translation. Gene Ontology annotation, cellular component: mitochondrion; ribosome. The record is from RefSeq and is a predicted model, not a curated record. Gene Ontology annotation, molecular function: 5S rRNA binding; structural constituent of ribosome.